CUGCUCUACAGUCCGGUCCUAUCUGCUGUAUGUCCGCAGUCUCUGGUCAUCCCCUGUACUGUGUCCGCAGUCUCUGGUCAUCCCCUGUACUGUGUCCGCAGUCUCUGGUCAUCCCCUGUACUGUGUCCGCAGUCUCUGGUCAUCCCCUGUACUGUGUCCGCAGUCUCUGGUCAUCCCCUGUACUGUGUCCGCAGUCUCUGGUCAUCCCCUGUACUGUGUCCGCAGUCUCUGGUCAUCCCCUGUACUGUGUCUUCAGUCUCUGGUCAUUUUCUGUACUAUGUCUGCAGUCCAUUGGUUCAGAAUAUUUUUUUCCCCAGUUUUCUGCCUCUAAAACCUAGGUGCGUCUUAUGGUCAGGUGCGUCUUAUG
This is a messenger RNA of Staurois parvus, 367 nucleotides long. Lineage: Eukaryota; Metazoa; Chordata; Amphibia; Anura; Ranidae. The record is from the annotation of a GenBank genome assembly.